Molecule: messenger RNA, 3786 nt
Organism: Calliphora vicina (urban bluebottle blowfly)
Lineage: Eukaryota; Metazoa; Arthropoda; Insecta; Diptera; Calliphoridae
Exons: 9
Coding region: 137-3763 (1208 amino acids)
Molecular function (GO): DNA binding
Source: RefSeq, a predicted model, not a curated record
GCUUAAAUGGAAAUGUUUACGUGAUGCGCAUCGAGUAGAACUUAAGAAGUUAGAGUUACGUAUCAGAGAAGAUAAGUUGAAAGGUUCAUAUGAUCCCAACAAUGAAUAUAACUGUAAGUGGGCUUAUUUUGAAGCCAUGGAAUUUAUGAGGGACAUUCAAACAGGUCCGAUUAAACUUCGUAAUUCAUCUAACAGAUUAAACUUAAUCGCUGAAAUUCGAAAGAGGCCAGCAAUAUGGGAUCUUCAAAGUAAAGGAAAUAUAUCUACUAGAAUUUUGCAACAAACGUGGAAAGAAUUGGGUCGCGCUAUGGGAGCAGAUGUUGAUGUCUGCAAGCGUAAAUGGAAAAUUUUACGGAGUACUUAUCGAAAUGAAGUCAAGAAAUUAGAGUUACGCAUCGUAGAAGAUAAGUUUAAUGGUUCAUAUGAUCCCAACAAGGAGUAUAAAUGUAACUGGAUUUUUUAUGAACACAUGAACUUUAUUCACGACACUAAAAAGCCAAAACCCAUGAAACAUGGGAAUUCACCUGUUAAUGACAAUAAUAGUGGCGAUAACGACUCAAACCAAGUUUCCAAAUUUCAUAAUAUGGUAAAUAUUAAAAUUGAACCUGAACUUGAUAUAAAACCAAAAGUGUAUUUACCGGAUGACGAUGAUAAUUCACCUCAAACACCUGUCGAUGUGAAACCUAAUUUUAGCGGAUUUAAGUUAGAGGAAAACCCAGAGCCAGCAGAUGAUAAACCAACAACUUCAAAUUGGAAGUAUACUAAAUGUUCUAACAAUCAAGCGAAUUUAUUGGAAGGUUUCGCAAAGGAUGACCAUAAGUUAAUUAAAUCGUCACGUUCAGAUAUAAAAGAUUCCAAUGAUAUGAUUCAUGUUAACGAUUCCGACUAUAAUUUCUUGAUCAGUUUUUUGCCGAAAAUGAAAAAGAUCAAUGAUUUGCAAAACUUUCAGUUUCGUGCCCAAACCACCGAUUUGAUGUUGGAUAUUAUGUCGCAGUCUACGUUAAUCUCUGAAGUCCGUAAGAGACCUACACUAUGGGAUAUUAAUGGCGAAGAACAUAGAUCCAAAAAAUUAAUUCAAACAGCGUGGAAAGAUGUGGCUGCCGCUAUGGGAUCAAAUGUUAAUGACUGCAGGCGUAAGUGGAAAAGUUUACGGGGUCGUAAUCGAGCAAUAGUUGAUAAGAUAGAGUUACGCAUCCAAGAAGAUAAACAGAAAGGUUCAUAUAAUCCUAACAAUGACUAUGGCAGUGAGUGGACUUAUUUGGAACACAUGAAAUUUAUGAAUGACAUUAAAAAACCACCUGUUAAUGACGACAAAAGUGAACUAGAAAUGUCAAUCAGAUUUAAAUUGAUCGCUGAGAUACGAAAGAGACCUGCAAUAUGGGAUGUUAAUAGCGAAGAACAUAGAACCAAAGGAAUUUAUCAAACUGCGUGGAAUGAUGUGGCAGUCGCUAUGGGAUCAAAUGUUAAGGAGUGCAGUCGUAUCUGGAAAAUUUUACGGGAUAUGAGUCGAUCAAUACUUAAGAAGAAAGAGUUACGCAUCAAAGAAGCUAAACAGAAAGGUUCAUAUAAUCCUAACAAGGCCUAUAGCAGUCAGUGGCCCUAUCUUAAACACAUGGAAUUUAUUCAUGGCAUGAAACUUGACAACAAAAGUGACGAUAAUGACACAAACCAAGUUUGCAAAGUUCAUAAUAAGGACAAUAUUAAGAUGGAACCUGAGAGUGAUCCGGAAAAGUCAAACGACAUGGACAAAUUUAAGUUAAUCGCUGAAGUACGAAAGAGACCUGCACUAUGGGAUAUUAACAGCGAAGAACAUAGAUCACAAAGAAUUCAUCAAAAAGCGUGGAAAGAUCUGGCUGUCGCUAUGGGAUCAAAUGUUAACGACUGCCGUCGUUUCUGGAGAAAUUUUCGGACCACUAAUCAAAAAAUAGUUAAGAGGAUAAAGUUACGCAUCCAAGAAGCUAAACUGAAAGGUUCAUAUAAUCCUAACAAUGUCUAUACCAGUGAGUGGCCUUAUUUGGAACACAUGACAUUUAUGAAUGACAUUAAAAAAGCAAGUCCCACGAAACUUGGGAACUCAAAUGAAAUUGACAAAUUUAAGUUGAUCGCUGAAAUGCGAAAGAGACCAGCACUGUGGGAUAAUCAAAGCGAAGAACAUAUAUCCUGUUUAUCGUUGCCAGAAGUUUGGAAAGAUCUGGCUGUCAGUAUGGGAUCAGAUGUUGACACAUGCCAGGGAAACUGGAUGUCUUUAUGUAAGUUUUAUCGGGCAUCAGAUAAGCGUCUAGAGUCACGCAUUAAAGAAGCUAAACUGAAUGGUUCAUAUAAUCCUAACAAAAAAAUAUAUAAGUGUAAGUGGCCAUAUUACGAAGCCAUGAAAUUUAUGAAGGCCAAUACAACAGGUUGGAUUAAACUUCGUACUUCAGGUGACAAAUUGCAGUUAAUCGCUGAAAUGCGAAAGAGACCUGAACUAUGGGAUUUUCAAAGCAAAGAACAUAGAUCCUGUUUAUCUGCUGCAGAAGUGUGGAAAGAUGUGGCUGUCAGUUUGGGAUCAGAUGUUGAAACAUGCCAGCGUAACUGGGUACAUUUAUGUAGGUCAUAUAGGGGAUCAGCUGCGCGUCUAGAGUUACGCAUCCAAGAAGCUAAACAGAAAGGUUCAUAUCAUCCUAACAAUGACUAUAGCAGUCAGUGGCCUUAUUUUGAACACAUGGAAUUUAUGAAGGACAAAACAACAGGUUCGAUUAAACUUCGUCAUUCAGGUGACAAAUUUAAGUUAAUCGCUGAAGUCCGAAAAAGGCCUGAACUAUGGUGUAUUAAAAGCAAAGCAUAUAAGCCCCGUUUAGCUUUACAAAAGAUUUGGGAAGAUCUGGCUCAGGCUAUGGGAGCAGAAGUUGAUGACUGCAAGCUUAAAUGGACAAGAUUACUGAAUGGGUAUCGAGUAGAAGUUAAGAAGUUAGAGUUACGUAUUAAAGAGGAUAAAUUGAAUGGAUCAUAUAAUCCUAAAAAGGAAUAUAGAUCUAAGUGGAUAUUUUAUGAACGUAUGAAAUUUUGUAAUAACUUUAAAAACCCAAGUCUUAUGGAACUUGGGAACACAUUUGUUAACGACAUUAAUAGUGACGAUAAUGACUCAAACCAAGUUUCCAAAUUUCAAAAUAAUACGAUGGAAGAAGUGUAUUUACCAGAUUACGAAGAUAAUUCACUACAAGAACCUUUCGGUAUGAAAUCAAAUUUUAGCGGACAAAAUUCACCGGAAAACCAAGAUCUAGCAGAUGAUAGACCAACGACUUCACAUUGGAAAUGUACUAAACGCUCUUAUGCUCAGGCGAAUUGCUUGGAAGAUGUCGAAAAGGAGGAGCAUAACUUAAUAAAGUCCGCUAAGGUGGAAACUGAGCUUGAUCUAGACCCAGAAGUGUAUAUACCCGACGAUGAAGAUUAUGACACUGACAGCCAAAUGUCUGGAAUGGAAUUUUUAAGCGAACCAAAUUCUCCUCAAAACCAAGAGUCAGAUGAAGAUAAAACAUGGUCAACAGGUGUUUUAUUAGAAGAUAUUGAAAAGGAGGAGUAUAGUUUAAUAGAGUCCAUUAAGGUGGAACCUGAGCUUGAGCUAGAUCCAGAAGAUGAAGACGAUGACACUGACAGCCAAAUGUCUGAUUCCGACUAUAAUUUCUUGGUCAGUUUUUUGCCGAAAAUGAAAAAGAUCAAUGAGUUGCAAAAUUUACAGUUUCGUUCAAAAGUUACCGAUUUGAUGUUGGAAAUUGCGACAGAAUGAAAAUUCUAAUAAUUAUUCUAAGU